AUGGCUACCACUACCAGCAUCCGCCAAUUUUCAACAUCCAGCUCCGUUAAGGGCCUUUGUGCUCCUGGCGGGGGAUUCUCCCGGAUGUCCCCUGUCCGUGUUGGGGGCGCUUGCCGGGCUCCCAGCCUCUUGGGAGGUGGCAGCUGUGGCACAUCCUCCCGCUUCUCAGCAGGCUUGGGAAGCAGCUAUGGUGGCGGCUACACCUGCAGCUUGGGUGGGGGCUUUGGCUCCAGCUUUGGUGUGUCGGAUGCCCUUCUAGGGGGCGGUGAGAAGGAGACCAUGCAGAACCUCAACGACCGCCUGGCCACCUACUUGGACCGGGUGCAUGCCCUGGAGGAGGCCAACACUGACCUGGAGGUGAAGAUCCGUGACUGGUACAAGAAGCAAGGCCCUGGACCUGCUCGUGACUACAGCUCCUACUUCAAGACCAUAGAGGACCUGCGGAACAAGAUCCUGGCAGCCACAAUUGACAACGCCAGCAUCGUGCUGCAGAUCGACAAUGCUCGCCUGGCGGCAGAUGACUUCCGCACCAAGUAUGAGACCGAGCUGAACCUGCGCAUGAGUGUGGAGGCCGACAUCAAUGGCCUCCGCCGGGUGCUGGAUGAGCUGACCCUGGCCAGAGCUGACCUGGAGAUGCAGAUUGAGAGUCUCAAGGAGGAGCUGGCCUACCUGAGGAAGAACCAUGAGGAGGAAAUGAACGCCCUUCGUGGCCAGGUGGGCGGGGACGUCAGUGUGGAGAUGGACGCGGCACCCGGUGUGGACCUGAGCCGCAUCCUGAAUGAGAUGCGUGACCAGUACGAGAAGAUGGCGGAGAAGAACCGCAAGGAUGCAGAGGACUGGUUCUUCACCAAGACGGAUGAGCUGAACCGCGAGGUGGCCACUAACACGGAGGCCCUGCAGAGCAGCCGGACGGAGAUCACGGAGCUCCGCCGCUCUGUGCAGAACCUGGAGAUUGAGCUGCAGUCCCAGCUCAGCAUGAAAGCAUCACUGGAGAACAGCCUGGCAGAGACAGAGGCACGCUAUGGAGCCCAGCUGGCGCAGCUGCAGGGCCUCAUCAGCAGCGUGGAGCAGCAGCUGUGUGAGCUGCGUUGUGACAUGGAACGGCAGAACCAUGAGUACCAGCAGCUGCUGGAUGUGAAGACCCGGCUGGAGCAGGAGAUCGCUACUUACCGCCGCCUACUGGAAGGAGAGGACACCCACCUGGCUACUCAAUACUCCUCAUCCAUGGCCUCGCAGUCCUCCCGAGAAGGCAUGGUGACCAGCCGCCAGGUACGCACUAUUGUGGAAGAAGUCCAGGAUGGCAAGGUGGUCUCCUCUCGCGAGCAAGUGCACCGCUCGAACCACUGAGGAGCCUUUCUGCAUGUGACAGCCCAGCC
Messenger RNA from Chionomys nivalis (European snow vole), 1376 nucleotides. Its product is annotated as keratin, type I cytoskeletal 42. Gene Ontology annotation, cellular component: keratin filament. Gene Ontology annotation, molecular function: structural molecule activity. The coding region runs from base 1 to 1347 and encodes 448 amino acids. The record is from RefSeq and is a predicted model, not a curated record. The transcript is spliced from 8 exons. NCBI's taxonomy places the organism in Eukaryota, Metazoa, Chordata, Mammalia, Rodentia, Cricetidae.